Molecule: messenger RNA, 178 nt
Organism: Perkinsus marinus ATCC 50983
Lineage: Eukaryota; Perkinsozoa; Perkinsida; Perkinsidae
Exons: 1
Source: RefSeq, a predicted model, not a curated record
AUGUCGGGCAUGCGGGCUCUCUCUCUGAUGUUACACUUGGGACCUACUGGUGUUGUACUCCAUGCUGAUGUGGACCGCGAAGCUGCUCUCCGGGUUACCAGCAUUCCACAGCCUAAGGUUGAAGACUCUCUGGAUGCCGUAGAUUUCUUGCAACUUGUGGACGAUGUCGACCAAAAGA